This is a messenger RNA of Sceloporus undulatus (fence lizard), 864 nucleotides long. Its product is annotated as NADH dehydrogenase [ubiquinone] flavoprotein 1, mitochondrial-like. The transcript has 2 exons. The coding region runs from base 1 to 681 and encodes 226 amino acids. Gene Ontology annotation, molecular function: 4 iron, 4 sulfur cluster binding; FMN binding; NADH dehydrogenase (ubiquinone) activity. NCBI's taxonomy places the organism in Eukaryota, Metazoa, Chordata, Lepidosauria, Squamata, Phrynosomatidae. The record is from RefSeq and is a predicted model, not a curated record. Gene Ontology annotation, biological process: mitochondrial electron transport, NADH to ubiquinone.
AUGGCAAAGGUUAUGGAGAGGCUGCAGCAGUUUGGUUGUGCCUUAGCCUAUUGGGAAUGGCAGGAUUUCCCUCCACUCCCUGCUAAGCUAGGACUGGACUUAAUCCCAGACUUCUCACAAGGUCUGGUAAGUAUCAAGGCUGUCACCUAUCACUGGUCAAAACAUACUUUGAUACUGCGUGAUCUGAUUGAACGGCAUGCAGGGGGUGUUAGAGGUGGCUGGGAUAACCUGCUUGCUGUGAUUUCUGGAGGAUCCUCCACUCCUCUCAUCCCCAAGUAUGUGUGUGAGACAGUAUUGAUGGACUUUGAUGGGUUGAUCCAGGCACAGACUGGGCUCGGAACAGCAGCUCUUAUUGUCAUGGACAAAUCAACAGAUAUAGUUCGAGCUAUUGCCCGCCUCAUUGAAUUCUACAAGCAUGAGAGCUGUGGGCAGUGUACACCAUGCCGAGAAGGUGUCGACUGGAUGAAUAAGGUGAUGUGGCGGUUUGUGAGAGGCAAUGCCCAAGUGUCAGAGAUCGAUGCGCUGUGGGAAAUUAGCAAGCAGAUUGAAGGACAUACCAUCUGUGCUCUGGGGGAUGGAGCUGCUUGGCCUGUACAGGGACUGAUUCGUCACUUUCGUCCUGAGUUGGAGGAACGGAUGAGGCAAUACCAUGAAUCUAAGGCACAGCAGGCAUCUGGAUGAGCAGCUAGAAGACCAACUGCAUUCAAAUUACUCCUGUGUUGAUUGGGUGGGAUCCCUUGGGGGACGAUUCCCAUGCUUGGGCACUGGGUACAGCACACUUACUUGGCAUUGAUACAUCAAGCUAUUUUCUUCCUUCCUUUCAUACAGGGUAAACUAUUAAAUGCUUAUGACUGGAAAAAAAAA